CCUCCAAGCGAACCGUCGUCCCUCAUUUCGCAGCUUCUAACUCCCGCCCAACUUCCAUUCUCCUGUCUCCACCGCUCUCGGAGCCCAACAGUCAAUAUGGAAGUGGCAAUGAAAUCAUGGGAGCUCGACAACGACGUCAAACUCGUCGACCCGACCCGCGACGCACUGUACAACUACUCUCCCGCGCACCAAAAGAAACUCAACGAAGAAAAACCCUGGCGCCAAAACCCGCACCAUUUUCAGCACGUGCGCAUCAGCGCCGUAGCCCUCAUCAAGAUGGUGAUGCACGCGCGGUCGGGUGGGUCCAUCGAAGUCAUGGGCCUGAUGCAGGGCUACGUGGACGGUGACACCUUCGUGGUGACGGAUGCGUUUGGCCUGCCCGUCGAAGGUACUGAGACCCGCGUCAACGCCCAGGAUGACGCCAACGAGUACAUGAUUGAAUACUUGCGCCUGUCGCGUGAGCAAGGCGGGCGUGAGGAGAACGUCGUGGGUUGGUAUCACAGCCACCCUGGCUACGGAUGCUGGCUUAGUGGUAUCGAUGUCGGCACGCAACAGUUACAACAGAACUUCAAUGAGCCGUUCGCGGCGGUUGUGAUUGACCCGGACCGUACCAUCAGCGCAGGACGUGUGGAGAUUGGCGCCUUUAGGACGUUUCCCGAGAGUUAUAAGCCUGCUGAGUCGUCGGAGUCUGGGAGCAGAGAUGGCGCGGCGGGAUCGGGCACGUCGGUACCCAUGGCCAAGGCAGCGGAUUUUGGUGCGCAUGCUAGCAAAUACUACUCGCUCGAGGUUUCGCACUUCAAGUCGACGCUAGAUACGAGCCUGCUGGAGCUGCUGUGGAACAAGUACUGGGUACAGACUCUAUCUCAGAGCCCGCUCUUCACGAACCGCGACUAUGGCAACAAACAAGUAAUGGACUUGGGAUCCAAGAUUCGCGAGGCAACUGGGAUGCUGCAGCGAAACGCACGGGGUGGAAACAUGUUCAGCCAGAGCGGCAAGGCUGUGGACGCCGAGCUUGAGAAGAUGGCAAAGGAGAGUCAGGCUGUGAUUGGAAAAGAAGUGCAGGGACUAGUGGCCACGGAAGUCAAGGCGAAGAUUUUCAACGGACUUGGUGGGGGGCCCCCGGCACCUGCAAGUGCCCUGGCUGGAUGAAGUUUGUAUGCGAAGCUUGCAGUGGGCUGGAAAGUACUGGCAAGGACUUGCUGCAAAGGGUCCAACACAAGAUAUUAAUGAGACACGAAGAAGCAUUGGACGGCGUUUUAGAGCAGAGGGUACAUUCGGUAAACAACUCAAUACAGGACCCAAGAUAGAAGUUC
This is a messenger RNA of Pseudomassariella vexata, 1313 nucleotides long. RefSeq names its product COP9 signalosome complex subunit 5. Gene Ontology annotation, molecular function: metallopeptidase activity; deNEDDylase activity; protein binding. The record is from RefSeq and is a predicted model, not a curated record. The transcript is spliced from 2 exons. The coding region runs from base 97 to 1149 and encodes 350 amino acids. Gene Ontology annotation, biological process: protein deneddylation. NCBI's taxonomy places the organism in Eukaryota, Fungi, Ascomycota, Sordariomycetes, Amphisphaeriales, Pseudomassariaceae. Gene Ontology annotation, cellular component: COP9 signalosome; cytoplasm.